AUGACGCUACGACUGCGUCAAUUGCAGGUGAUCCACCGCCAUGGCGAUCGUACCCCAUUAAACAACAUCUUCAAGGGGAGCAGCAAUGCUCGUUCAGAGGAGAAAGAGGCACUUCUGUGGGAUCUGAAGCUGCCUACACCGACGCAACUUUGUUCCAAGUUCAGAGUCCAGACGAGCGGAAACGCUGUUCAGAGCUCACUUCAGCAGCGGCCAUUCGGAUAUUUGACGGUUCAAGGUAUUAAACAGAUGAGGAGCCGUGGAAAUCGACUGCAAGAAUAUUGCAAGGAGGAGCUGCGACUUGAUACAGUCACAUCCGAGCAGCUGCAGAUCUAUAGUAGUGGGUACACACGCACUCAACUCAGUGUACAGGCAUUACUGGACGGUUUGCUGAGUGAUGAACCUCAAUUGAACCCUUCACUGAGUGUGCUCCCACCAGAAAAAGACAUGAUCAACACGUACGGAGUUUUUCCGGAGAUCAUGAGGAUAAAGGCAGAUAUUGAAAAGAAUAACGGUGAAUUUGCGGCUCGUGAGCACGAGAUGGCUCCGAUUAAGCAAGAGUUAAUGCGAUUGUUUCCAGCCAUACACUCGGGUCAAAUCCCUUUCACGUGGCUAACUGCUGCCGACUACUUCGUUUGUCGGCGUGCUCACCAGGCCCCUUUCAUUCCUGGUACCGAAGUGCACGGCGAUGUCGCCGAAAAACACCUUGCUUUCCGAUUCCAUCAGUUUUACUCUCAUCGGACGAUUUUAAAGCUCGUGGCUGGACGCUUGAUGCAUAAUGUGCUCCGAGAGAUGCAAAAAGCUUGUUUGGACCACUGCGAAAGCAAGAAGAUUAUAAUCUACAGUGGACACGACGUAGGGCUGCUGUCGGUCCUUCGAUCAAUGGACGCUGAAAUUGCAAACGAUAUCGGGUUCUGGCCCGAUUACUCCUCGGCUCUCACGCUUGAGCUUCUGGAAAAUGAGAGUGGAAAGUUUUUUAUUCGUGCUAGACUUAAUGGCGAAAUCCUAGCACUGAGCGAGGCUCCCGACGGUCUUUACCCAUCUGAUCGCUUCCGUGACGUGGUCUUGGAUCACAUUGGAGGUCACGCUGACUAG
Peronospora farinosa is the source of this 1092-nucleotide messenger RNA. Lineage: Eukaryota; Oomycota; Peronosporomycetes; Peronosporales; Peronosporaceae. The record is from the annotation of a GenBank genome assembly.